Messenger RNA from Salvelinus namaycush (lake trout), 3492 nucleotides. RefSeq names its product calcium-activated potassium channel subunit alpha-1-like. Gene Ontology annotation, cellular component: postsynaptic membrane. The record is from RefSeq and is a predicted model, not a curated record. The transcript has 27 exons. The coding region runs from base 1 to 3393 and encodes 1130 amino acids. Lineage: Eukaryota; Metazoa; Chordata; Actinopteri; Salmoniformes; Salmonidae. Gene Ontology annotation, molecular function: large conductance calcium-activated potassium channel activity. Gene Ontology annotation, biological process: potassium ion transport.
AUGGUGACUGCCUCCAUUUACACCUACACCACCCCGCCCACCUUUGCCCCGCACAUUCACUGGCACAUCCCCAUGGCCAUGAAGAUCCCCCACACUUACACUCCCAUUUCCCACACCCACUGCCUCUACCGGGGGCACAGGCUGUGGUGGGCCUUCCUCCUCUCCUCCCUGUCUGUCUUCCUGGGGGGGCUGCUGGCCCUGCUGCUCUGGAAGGUUGCUCACAGAGGGUUCAAUAGCAUUGGGAUUUUCAGACCCCGACGACAGCGCUGGGCACACAGACAGAGCAUUAGUGUGCAGACAGAUUUCAAUCUGAGGAAUGCCUUGAAGGAAUGGGCGUUCUCUGUGAUAUCGGCUCAACAUCUGCCUGGCAAAGUCCUAAUGGUGCUGAUAUUCUGUUUCAACAUUGGCUCCAUCCUGACCUAUAUUAUCCUUUCUACUGACCCAGUAGAGUCCUGCAUGAAAGAAUACAGCAUAGCUUUCCUCAUUGAUUUGAGCUUCAACAUCUGCCACCUUCUGUAUUUUGGGCUCAGGUUUUUGGCGGCCCAGGAUAAGCUGACGGUUUGGGUUGACUUGAGAUCCCUGGUGGAUUUUUUCACCAUCACUCCAUCCUUAGUUACCCUGUUUUCCCAUCGAGCCUGGCUGGGUCUGAGGUUCAUCAGAGCUCUGCACAUACUGGAGUUACCAGUCGUUCUGCAGAUUCUCAACGUCUUCAACAGCAACAGCACCACUCUGAAACUCUCCCGCCUGGUUGCCAUCCUAACAGGCACACUGCUGACCUCAGCUGGUUUCAUCCACCUGCUGGAGAACUCAGGUGACCCCUGGCUGGACUUCUCCAACCCCCAACCUCUCCACUACUUUGAGUGUGUUUACUUCCUGGUUGUUACCAUGUCAACGGUGGGCUAUGGUGACGUGGAGUUGAGGACGACCCUGGGACGCCUCUUCGUCAUCAUCUUCAUCUUUAUUGGACUGGGUCUGUUUGCCAACUUUGUCCCAGAGGUGGUUCAGAUCAUCAUCAACAGGAAGAGGUUUGAUGGUAGCUUCACGGGUGUCUCAGGCAAGACCCAUGUGGUGGUGUGUGGUCACAUCACUCUGAGCAGCGCCUCUGCCUUCAUGAAAGAUUUUCUACAUGAGGACAGGGGAGAGGUCGACGUCAAGGUGCUCUUCCUGGGAAACUUCCGUCCUAACCAGGAGCUGGAGGCGUUCUUCCUGAGGUGGUUCCUGAAGGUCACCUUCUACCAGGGCUCAGUGAUGCAGAGGAGAGACCUGGAAAGAGUUAAGAUGCAUAAAGCAGGAGCUUGCCUGAUCAUCUGUGACAGGUUCACCUCAGACCAGCAUAAGGAGGACGCUGCCAAUCUCAUGAGGGUGAUCUCCAUCAAACAGUAUUGUCCCAACACCAGGAUUAUAGUUCAGAUGCUGAAGCACAACAGUAAGGCAUUCCUGCAGAACGUGCCUAACUGGGACUGGAGUCGAGGUGAUGCAGUGAUCUGCCUGGCAGAGCUCAAACUGGGUUUCAUGUCUCAGAGCUGCCUGGUGCCUGGCCUCUCCACGCUGUUGACCAACCUGUUCACCAUGCAGAGUGAGAUCGAGCAGGAUGGAGACACCUGGCAGAACCUGUACAGAGAGGGCCUCUACAAUGAGAUCUACACAGAGCACCUGUCCCCCUCCUUCAUAGGGAUGUCCUUCGCUCAGGCCAGCAAGUCAGUUUGUCAGUCUGCUACAGAGAGACAUAUCAGUGUUCUAUUACUACAAACAAACAUGAUCUCUCUCUGUCUGCCUGCCUGUUUGCCUGUGUGCCUGUCUGCCUGUGUGCCUGUCUGCCUGUCUGUGUGUCAGGCUAUGUUUCCUGAAGCUGAGCAGUGUGUGUUGGUGAAUCCUCCCAGUCACAUCAAAAUAAAGCUGUGGACUCUGGGUUUCCUCAUAGCCAGCAAUGCCAGUGAUGCCAGAAGGGCGAGUAUGUACUGCUCUGUGUGUCACAGAGACAUCAAGGAUUUGCCCAGGAUGAGACCCUGCAGGUGCACUGAGCAGAAAGAUGUCUCAUCUAACACCUCCGCCAUGAGUCUAGGCUUCAGACGUCCAUCACUGGGAGUUCUGCCCUUCAGCCCAGAGGGAGAGACUCUUCGAGAGAGGGAGUGUGUGUGGGAGCAGCAGCAGCAGCAGGAGGAGCAGCAGGAGGUGGGGCUGGACUCUACAGGACUGUUCCACUGGUGCCCACCUGUUCCCCUGAAGGACAUCUCACUGACCAGACAGAGUGCCAGUACCCUGGCACUGCAGGACCACGUGGUGGUGUGUGUCUUUGGGGACGGGGGCUCCAGCCUGCUGGGCCUGGGGGACUUCAUGAUGCCGCUGAGGGCCAGCAGCCUGACGGCCCCAGAGCUGAGGACGGUCGUCUUCCUGGGAGACCCACACUACUUCAGCAGGGAGUGGGCCAACAUACAAUACUUCCCCAACAUCUACUUCCUGCCUGGCUCUCCUCUGUGUGGGGCAGACCUGCGUGCGUUGAGGGUGGAGCGCUGUGCCAUGGUGGUGGUCCUCAGCUCUCUGUCCAGCUCCAGCGACAUUGAGCCCUCCAUGCAGGAUAAGGAGACCAUCCACUUCUGUGUCAACCUCUACCACAUCCGCUUCAGCCCCGAGCCAGGCCCACGCUGCACACUCAGUCACACUCAAAGUCACGGCCACGGACAGGGGCUGGAGCUUGGUCAUGGGUUUGGUGGUCAUAACCGUGGUCCGAGCCACGACACACUAGACUUUUCCCACGUCCCUACGAUACCCGAGAAAGCUGAGGUCACCCCUGCACACAGCGCCGGCACCACUGUCCCUCUGCUGGUAGAGCUGGUGAACAGCUCUAACGUGUGCUUUGUGAAUGAGGCGGACAGCCAAGAGGACUCCUCCAGCCUGACCCUGAGCCAGGCCUUCUCUGUAGGCUCCGUAUUCUCUGUCGACCUACUGGACUCUCUCAUGGCAGCCACGUACUUCAACGCCAACGUGCCUGGUCUGAUCUGUACGCUGGUGACGGGUGGCGACACCCCCUUACUGGAGGCCCAGCUGGCAGAGGACAACCAGCUGCGGGGAGGGGAGAUGUCCAUGAAGAUGUGGGCGCUGCGCCAACGCUCCAAACUGGCACAGCUGGCACUGCAAGAUGAGCCCCUCUGCAGCCUCGCUUGUGAGGACUUCAAGGAGUUGUUCUGCCAGGCUCUGGACUCGUUGGAGAUCCUGUGUUUUGGGCUGUAUCGCCUGCUGGACCCUCCUAACCCCUCCAUGAAGAGGUUUGUAAUCACCAACCCGUCAGCAGAGCUCCCGUUGUUGUCUUCAGACAGAGUCUUCUGCUCCGUACCCUUCCACCAGAGUCACCUGCUCACCCUGAGGAGAGCCAAGACCAUCAGUCACCGCCUAUGAACCUCCGCUACACCCCCGCCCUCUGCUUGGAUACCACAAGAUGAAUUACUCCAAACGGAACACGAUCAAUUUGAUUUACGUAAAUCUCUUAAUAAAGUC